This is a messenger RNA of Porites lobata, 31261 nucleotides long. The record is from the annotation of a GenBank genome assembly. Lineage: Eukaryota; Metazoa; Cnidaria; Anthozoa; Scleractinia; Poritidae.
AUGUCGGGAGGCAUGCCGCUAGAAAGAUGCUUCAAAGAAGCAGAGGAGACCGGAAGAUUAAAUUUAAGCCUGAAAAACCUCCGCGAUUUUCCAGAUCCGACGGACGAUUGCGAACUUAUAGAUGUAAUUGAAAUAGGUGAGUGAUAGGUGCAAGUUUUAAAUAUUGAAUUGUGUUCAGCUCACCGCUGAAUGUCGCUAUUUGUUGCUGUGAUGGGGUUUGGGUACUUGCAGUAUCAUUGUUGGAUGUUAUCUUGUAGAUCUAUCCAAGAACAAGCUCUCAGAAUUUCCCGCUGAGUUAUGUGAUUUUGUUAUGAUCGAGAAAGUUGAUUUAUACCACAACACAAUUCGAGGAGUUCCAGAGUCCCAGCUGAGCGAACUGAAAUUCCUCCGAGUGCUUAACUUAAGGUGGGUGGCUGAAUAAAAAGUGGCAAUAAAUAAUUUGGUAAUUUCUGUUGACCACAUGAUAAUCCGUUAUCAAUUAAGUUUACAAAUGUUGGGAAUGGGAUAUUUGCUUGCAACACACUGUUGUCCCGAUAAACUCGCGCUAAACGGUCCUAAAUCACUCACUCACGAUGUAAGGUUUUAAACAUAUAUUCUUCACUCACAGCAUCCCCUGUUUUUAUUACAACACAACUCCUGAUAAUUUUUCAACGAAAGAUAAAGCGAUUCGUUUUAUGUUUCCUUUGAUUUGGCAGAUUCGAUGCCUAUCUCUUUCCGGUCACUUAACAAUCAAAUUCUAUAUGCGAUAUGAGGUUUGAUUACAUAUGUAAACACGCGAUUUACGACACCCUCCCCCCAUUUGCUUCGAGAGAGCAAAUGUCCAGAACUUAAUCAACAGAUAGAAAAUCAGUCGUUGAAUUUAAGAGUCUCGAACUGCAGUCUGUUGACCAAGCAGCAUCAUAACAUAACAAAUAUUAGAGUUUUUAAAAUCAAUGUGCCAUCUGGCAUGAAAUGCUCAAAAAAUAUAAAAGUUCACUCGUAAUGUUCAUAGUUCUUGGGGUUCUUAAAUUUAUGCAUUGUUCAGUUCAUUGUUCGUCCUCGUUCAUAUCCUGGAUACGAACUCUGGCUGCUGCUGCGGCAUCCCUUUGCGGCCUGUAGAUUGGCGCCAUUGGAUUUAGCGGCUCGGUGGGUUCUGCAUCGGCAUGUCACAACUCAGCUCUAGAGGGUACAGAUGCUGUAUUGGGCGCCCAGGCGUGACUUUCCAGUUUUCAGCUUUGCCCCACGAAUCACGCCAUCACGGCCGGUGAUUAGGUCUUCUACGACUCCCAACUUCCACUGUGCUCGAUUCUUCUCUUCUGAUUUGAUGAUGACGACUUCUCCCUUGGAUGGAUAGGUCGUGUCUCCCUUGUGCUUCAGCGGUGUCUCUCUCUCAGUCCGCUGGAGGUACUCUCUUGUCCAGCGUGACCAUAGUGUAUCCUUGCACUUCCUCAAAUAUUUAGCUCUCUUCCAGGUCGUGUUCCUGGGCGUGAUGAGGUUCUAACUCUGGAAGCAUGUUCGGUUGACCAUAAAGGAAGGUGCUCGGGGUCAGGAUGGGUAGCUGAAUGUCUUCCUCUAGGUAGCUCAACGGUCGGUUGUUGAGUGUCACCUCGGCGUCAAGCAGGACGUCUUGUAGCUCGUCCCAGGUGAGCGUUCCGUUUCCCACUGUCUUGUAGAAAACUCGCUUCACGAGUCCCACCAGUCUCUCAAAUUGUCCACCCCACCAGGGUGCUCUGGACAAGUUAAAUUGCCACUUCACGUUUAUCUUGGCAAGGAAGUCGUGUAGACGUUCAUCCUUCAUCACCUUGUUCAGCCAUUUUGCUGCUCCCACAAAUGUUUUCCGUUGUCGGAGUAUAUCUUCUCCGGGCGACCUUUCCUGGCGAUGAGACGGCUUGAGAGUUCGAUAAACUCUUCCGUCUCCAAGGUUUUGGUCGGCUCGAGGUACACGGCCUUGGGUCAGGCUGCAAGCGUACAGAACGAUGUCGCCUUGCCCUCUCUGUUCUUGCUUAUACGAUACUUAAUGGGUCGCGUAAUCCACUCCAACAACUUGAAAGGGUGAAGAACCUUCUGUCCGAUCCUUUGGCAGGUCGCCUUGGGGUGGGGACGAACGCUUGGGCUUGAAACCGCCGACAGCCGUGGCAACUCUUCACGAUUCCUUUUGUCAAUCUUCUAAGGCACGGAACCCAGUACAGCUCUCGUACCUUUGCCAUGGUACUGACGACUCCCGUGGGGCGUCCCAAGGUGUACUUGUGUUACGAGCUUCUCUGUGAAGCGCUGACUCUCGGGCAAAUACACCGGAUAAUGCCCUUGUAUUCGCCUCGACAUUCUAACACGCCGUCUUGGUUAGGUUGCAGAUUCAGUUGCAACCGAUCUUCUUCGUAAUGCUUGUCUGCUGUGGCUCUGGUCUGGACUCUUUUCACCCAGAAGAUUGUCGCUUUGUUAGUUUCUUCAGUUGUCAGCGGUCCUUCGUGUCUUUUAUCUUUCUGAACGAGCGUUGUGAAGCGAACCGCAUUAUCCACGCACAGAUUCUCAUUGUCCUCCAGUAGGUAAACUUCUCAAGAAGGUUGUCUAGCUCAUCUGUAGUUGCUAUCGCCACAGCAAAAACAUCUCUUGUUGCUUUCACUUCUGCCAUUGAUUCCUCUGAUGCCUUAGUCACAAUGUCUGGAGGCCAGAUCGCUUUGUUCUUCAACCACUUGGCCCGUUGCUCCAAGAGGGAUGGUUUUUCACUUCUCCACCACGGCUUCCAAGGUCAGCAGGGUUCUCCAAGGUCCCUACGUGCCGCCAAGUCACGCCUGAAUGUGCUUGUAUUUUCUCGACUCUGUUACUCACAAACUGCUUAUAUGUGCCUGGGGAUCUGAUCCAGUGCAGGCAACGGUGCUAUCGAGCCAGCAGUACUUUUCGGUAAGGGGAAAUCCGUCCAGGGCGGAGGCCACGUUUACCAAGAGAUUCACUGCCAUAUGUCCGGACACCAACUCUAGCCGAGGGAUCGUCAGUCCCUUUUGGAGAGUCUCGCUCUCGCUGCCACGAGCCCUUGAUUUGAGCCCGACUCUUGAUUGACUACAGCAUACACAGCCGCGCCACGCCCUUCCCACUGGCAUCACCAAAUGCGUGCAACUCUAUUGACUGAAUGUCCUCUUGAUGGGCUGCUAAAGAUCUCGGAACUGUAAGCUGCUCGGGAAGUCGCUUCUCCCAUCGUAUCCAACUCUGCAUCAUAUCGCCUGGUAGCUUUGAAUCCUAGUUUAGCUUGGCAUCACACACGUCACGGUAGAGGAGCUUACCGCCUAAUGAGAUAGGAGAGGCCAAUCCCAGUGGGUCAUAGAUCCGUGCCACUUUGCUUAAGAUUCCCGCUUGCUGGGAUCAGCUUUUUCUUGUGGAAAACUUACUCCGAUGGUAUCGUUUGCUUUGUCCCAUGGCAAACCAAGCAGGGUAACUCCUUCUCUUCUGGGGACGUUUAACUGCUCCUUUGCAUCGUUUCUUCCUCAAUCGAGACUGGUUCAGAAGCGGCUGGUUCAGAGGCGGCCGAUUCCAACUCUCUCACAUUCGAAUGCCAUUUAUGCAACUCGAAGGUGCCCUUGGCUAAUACUUCCUGAGAAGCUGAUUUGAUUUCCUUUGCCUUUUCACAGGUAGGGCCACCACUGAUGAGGUCGUCGACGUAUAAGCUGCGUUCUAUCUCGCUGACAACGUCCGGGUGGUCUUGUCUGCAACUCUCCAACAGGUGCUGGAUCACGCCUCCCAGGAGGAAUGGCGAUGAUGUGAGACCGAAGAGGGCUCUUGUAAACCUCAACGUCUCCACUGUUUGACUGCUUGGGUCCUUUAACCAAUGAAAUCGCAGCGCAUCACGGUCUGGCUCCUUGAUUCGUACUUGAAGGAAAGCUUGCUUAAUGUCUCCUGCGACUGCUAUUGGAUGAAAUCGAGAACGAACUAGGACACUCCAGAGUUUGUUUUGAAGAGGUGGUCCAGGAUUCAGACACUCAUUUAACGAGGGUGCACCAGAGUAGGCCCGUGCUGACGCGUCAUAGACCACUCGAAGCUUAGUGGUUUCUGCUGUGUCGCUGCACCACUGCCUUGUGAGGAAUGUAGAAUUCGUGCUGCCCAGUUGCGGGUGUGCUAACUCUCUCGACUAUCCCGGUCUUGAUUUGGUCUUGGAUUACUUGAUCGUAACGUUCUAUCAUUCCUUGGCCACGCAGCUUCUUUCUGAGGCCUGUUAAUCUGCGAAGACUUCCUGCUUCGUUGGUUGGUAAAGGUGCGUGGUUCCCUUUCCAUGGUAGGCUAGUUUCGUACCAACCCUCAUCAUCUCGUCUUAGUUGCUCUUUGAACUCUGAAUACACCUCGUCUUGGUCACCAGUUGCACAAUCUGCCAGUCCAAGCACGUCCAGUCUGCACAAGUUGUCGUAAUCUACCGUUGAUGUCUGCGUCAGGAACAUGGGAGACAGAUCCACUUCUUUGCCCGGUGAAAUAAUGGUCCAUCCGAACUUAGUUUUCUCGGCAAUAGGCUCGUUUUGCGGCUCCAAUAAGAGGUGCUGUUACAGUCUUGAUCUUAGUAUAGUCACACACUCCCAAGAUAAGGUGCACCGGAAGGUAAUCCUUUGGGUCCAUAUCGUCCAUCUUCUCCCUUCAAGUGGUCGUACCUUUCCAGGACUUGCCCGGUAGCGAGGGUUUUCCAGGGAUAAAAGCUGUGCCUUAUUCACCUUAGUCACGUCCGUUUCAAGGAUGAAAUCGCUCUGCAGUGAACUUAUUUGCACUUGAAGAUUUCCACCGGCUUAGUGACUACUCCCAUCAUCAUUUCGAUCUGUCGUACUUCUCGUUGAUGAGGGCGAAUCUUUAUGUGAUCAAGUAACGCUGCUGAAGCGUAGGAACUUCCGGCGCCGGUGUCUAGUAACGCACGACACUUAACUCCCAUCACUUCCACUACGACGACUGGAUAGAUCACAGUUGGUCUUUGCGUUGAAGUCGCUGUCAUUAACUGGUUACUGACGCUGUUGCAGAUGGACGUGUGAUGCCUUCUCUUACAAAUCUGGCACAUGGAACGGCUUUUGCAAUCUUCAGCCCUGUGUUUGCCUCCGUGCAAUUGAAACAAAGGCGUUUGUUGCUAAGCAUCCUUUUGCGAUCGUCGAGGCUGGCUACCGUUUUGCAGUCGACCGAUCUGUGAUCUUGGCUUUCGCAAAAAACGCAUCCCCGAUUUUUGCCAUCUCUCUGCUGUUGGACUUGGAAAUUCUUGUCACGCCAGGGUUUGUCGACACGCCAGGGCUUAUCGCUUUGCUUGGAUUGGAUCGGGUUUCUUUCUGUCCAUUUUCAAGCUCAUCCACUAACCUUGGAAAAUUCCACUCUCGCCAAGAAUCGUCUGUUCGCACAAGAUCCCCUCUUAUCCCCGGCAGCUUGUCAAUAGUCAUCCGCACGUAUCCAUUCACCUCUCGCAGUUUUCCCAUUGUUUCCAAUGAUUGCACAUUGAAAAGAAGCUUCUCGUAGAAAUCAUGGAUUCUGGCUGGCUGUGUUCCUCAAUUGUAGGCAAAGACAUGAUGUUUUCCACGCACGCGUUCACGACCUCGCUUGUUUGUCCAUACUUCCUUGCCAGGAUGUUCUUCGACGCUUUCGUAUCCCUCUACUGAGAAGGGCAAGCCGUCUAUUUCCUUUCGUAUCUUGGUCUACGAGUUCCUUUAGGUAUGAGUACUUUGUCACGCCAGCUAUUUCUGCCUUGUCAAUCUCGGUUUCAAAUUGACUCCAGAACCGUGGCCAAUCCGUUAGUUCACCUCUAAACUUUGUAAUGACGAGCUUAGGAAGUUUGGCGGUCUUCGCUGCUUGAUUUGAGGUCGGCUCCGUGGUCUUGAAUGGUUUGCUUUUGUCUCCUCGAUCUUCUUCUCAUAUGUCAGCCUCAUCUCCAGUUGCGUUCGUUUCAAACUCAAGCUGAUCCUUUCUUGACUGCUCCAGAAAGGCUUGUUGACCCUCAUUUUCGAAAGGCGUUCUCUUUGCUUGUAUUCUGUUAACCAUUUCCGCAAGUACGCGAUGUUCUCAUCAGCAGAUGUUUGGGCGGCUUCAACUGUGAGGCUCCAUUCUGACACGUCUUCAAGUUUCUCUCCGUUCGCGAUUUUUCGCUUGCUUUCGAUUUGAAGCUUAAAAUCUUCCACCUUCGUUUCGAUAGAUCUCAAGGACUGAAGUUGGCGGUCCACAGCUUCCACAUUUCCCUUUGCGGUGAUUCCUUCACUCUUAUCCCUUGUGAAGUUGAGCAAUUGUAGUUGUGUGUCUAGAUCCGUGGUAAGUUUCUCCAUUGUAAAAUCCCGGCGUCAGAUCUGUUUGUUUUCCCUCUGUUCAGUCCCGUCGGAGGUGCCACUUUGUGUUGGGAAUGGGAUAUUUGCUUGCAACACACUGUUGUCCCGAUAAACUCGCGCUAAACGGUCCUAAAUCACUCACUCACGAUGUAAGGUUUUAAACAUAUAUUCUUCACUCACAGCAUCCCCUGUUUUUAUUACAACACAACUCCUGAUAAUUUUUCAACGAAAGAUAAAGCGAUUCGUUUUAUGUUUCCUUUGAUUUGGCAGAUUCGAUGCCUAUCUCUUUCCGGUCACUUAACAAUCAAAUUCUAUAUGCGAUAUGAGGUUUGAUUACAUAUGUAAACACGCGAUUUACGACACAAAAGGUCACUUAUUUAUUAAGGCUGAUCUUAACAGUUCCCUUACUAAGCUUAAUCCAACUCCUCUAGAGAGUCUAUGAUGAGGAUCAUGUUAGCUUAAAUCUUCAUAUACUUAUUAUUAUUAUUUUUAUGAUUAUUAUUGUUAUCAUCAGCAUUAUUAUUAUUGUAAAAUUAUUUUAGCCAUCUGGUUUUGGUUUGACAGUAUUUCUGUCAAUUCGUCAUUUACAUGAUUUGGCAUAAAAAGUUCUUUCGUCCUCUAAUUCCCAUUCUUUCCAAGAACUAUGAAAGAAUGGAACAGCCUGCCGCAAAACAUGGUUGAGUUGCCAUCACUGGCCUCUUUCAAGGCCCGGUUGGCUAAACAUUUUUGGAACCGAGAAGUAAAUUUAAAUUAAACAAAAUUAUUAUUAUUAUUAUUACUAUUAUUAUUAUUAUUAUUAUUAUUAUUAUGACAGUAUACACAUAUGGAUGUCAUUUAGCAACUACCACCAGGGACGUUGGAUGUGACCCUGGGACUCUAAGGAACAGCCCCAGAAAAAAAUAUAUUACACAUAUAUAUAAAUAAAUAAACACAUAAAAUUAAUAUUAUAUAUCUAUGUAUAAAUAAAUAAAAUGAUAAUACGAUAAAUUUAAGAACAAUCUGCAACUAGAAUGCUAAAUGUCCAAGUCUGUAGAUUUCCUUAACUCCCAUUCACAAGAUUAAAAAGGUAUAUACGUGUCCUUCAUGAUUAAAAUGAGGCUUGUACUAUGUUCCAACAACUUUAAAAGUCCGGGCAAUGUCUAAACUACCCGAGACAAUAGAUCGUUGCAUUCUCCUUCACACCUCGUUGCCCUUGUUUCCUAAUAACUGGCUAACGGACUCCUCCAUAGAACUAGACCAUCCUCUCAAGACAAACUGCCUGCUGAUAUUACAAAUGUUGCUUCCUUAAAUAGUUUUAAGAAAUCAAUCAAGACCUUUCUUUUUAACGACUCACUUGAAAUUUUAUUUUUUACUUUUUCUCCAUUCAAUAUUGUAUUUGAGUUUAUAUGAAAUUUUUGUAAAGUGCUUUUGAUCACAUCUGGAAAGAGCACUAUAGAAAUUUUUAAUUUAUUAAUAUUAUUUGUUAUUAUGAUGUUAUAUUGUGUGAUCCUGUAUCCCUUGAACUGUUGCUCAAGCUCCCAGCAUAGGGACCCAUACUUCACCCCCUUCUCCUUGUCUUUCUUCUCUCAAUUCUGGAUCCAAGGGCAGCUCAUUUCCAGAGUCGUUUCUGUCUUUUCUUGAUGAACUACUAUCCUUGCAUCCACUCAUUUGGCCCUAACUUUAUUAUAUUCUGCAAACAUGGGAAUAUCCCAGUGGGCCUGCACAUCCUAGCUGUUGUAGAGUGACUUUGGCUGCACUGGGGAGUACCAAGGCGGAACACAAGAUCUCGUAGAAGCUCAAAAAAUAACACCUUCAAGGCUGAGUUAUGCCUUUCUAGGUAUUUGCAAUGUGCCAAAGCUGAACAGCCAGCAAAGAUAUGUGGACCGCUUUCUGGGCACUUUCCACAUAACUGACACAUCACAUCAUCAGGUAAACAGGUCUUUAUCCUCUUGCUGGUGUAGAGCUUAGUUGGUAGGAGCUGCUCGUAGAGCUCAUACAUUCCUGCCACUGUGUAAAAAGGGCACACAGACCACUCCCAUUACCAAGCAAAACAUGCCUUCUAUCCAGACCUUGGUCUUCUUCUCUGGCCGUGAGUAGCUUUCCUUGCCAUUUCUCAUUUUGGAUCUUAUCCUGACCCAUUUCUUUCUCGGCUACCUUUAGCUCAUUCUCUUCCUUUUCACACAAAAUGUCUCUCUCAUCCCUUACACAUAGGCUGAGAAUGACUAUGGUCUAAGGAGAUCCCCAUCUCAUUUGCAUUACAUUUAGCCUCCUUUACCAACGACUGGUGGCCUUUGAUUGUGGUGUGCUCUUCAAACUACCAAACGAGCUGCAUUGUAGGGUCUUUGUUGCUGUACAGCUUUACAGCUGCUUUCACUUGGGUUUGCUUGUACUCUAUCUCCACUGAUUUUAAACCACACCAUUCUGUUAUUAUUAUUAUUAUUAUUAUUAUUAGUAUUAUUAUUUUAUUUUUAUGGGACUGUGAAAUGUUUUUUUUUUAUGGAAACCCUGACCACUUGGAAGAAUCAUCUUUAUAGAUGGAGCCAAGUAAUGGCAGAAGAAGAACUCCCCCUUUCAUAAUUGAGACAUUUGACAAAAUAUAUGUAGUGGUUGUAAACUUUAAAUCAGGAUGAAGAAUUGGUUCAUUAUCUUCAAAUGAAUGUCCUGCUGUGUCAUCCUGGAGCAUUUCUAGAUAAUCUGCUGCAAUGUAUCAGUUUUUAUCAGUUUCCAUUCAGUUUCCAUUUUCCUGCCUGUGUUUUUUUGGCCAAGCAGUACUAAGGAUCAGAAUUCAUGUAGUGAUAAUUCAGGCAUAGAUCUUGACAAAUUUGGCCAGUAUUGGUCAGAUUUGCAAUAACAACAGAUAAAAUAAUAAUGUGGAGUUCACUGUCAUUCAUUAGGUGUUUUGCAGUAAUUAACCUACUCAUUCUGCACUGUCUUGUAGGCCAGGUGCAGACAUGACAAUUAUUAAUCUGGUGCUUGCAUAGUGAAAGUCCACUAAAAUAUCAUGAAAAAUAAGCAUGAUAAUUUCAGUUUCCCUUCAAUUUGGUUUGUAAAGCAGCCCAGUCAAAAUAAGCUUGAAGCUGGCAAAUUUGCUGUUUCCAGUGAAAAUAUUACUGGCUAUCUACUCAAAACUUAGACCUCCAAAGUAUUUAGAAAAAAUUUAAUAAAAUAAUGCACUUCAUUUGAGUGUCAAUGUGCUCAGCACGAAAGUACUAAUAAUUAAUAAUAUUGGGGACACUAUUUUUAUGUCUCCUACUGGAGACUUGACCACCAUUUUACAUGGUCAUCCGAGCCACUGGAAGAUCUAGCUGCUUGCAGGGCAAAGGAAGUGCCUUCAUUUGUCAGUUAUUUAAGACCCUGAGUAUUGGUCUGGCCCCGGGAAUUGAACGUGUGACCUUCCCCUCUGAGGUCAAGUGCUCUACCGACUGAGCUAAUCCUGCCACCAGCACAUUUCUCCAUCAUUAAAAACCACACAAAUCUAGUCCUUUGCUCCCUGCUAUCUUGGUUAUCCUGCCUGCUAUUAUGAAACGUUUUGACUGGGCAGUGGAAUAAUAAUUUAUUACAGUUAUCCCAAUAUAUAAAUGGUGGAGUUUUAUCCUUGGUGUGACUGUUUCUCAGCUGAGGUCAAAUAUUCAAUACAAAUACAGUGUACCAUCUUUUCGGGUUCAAAGGGAUAUCAGUCCCACAUCAGUGGACUAGUUGCAUAAAUACAGAUGCUUUUUUGAGAAGCUUUGUUUAACAUUUAUUGUUUUGUUUUCUUUUUUCUAACUGUAGACGAAACCAGAUAACCAGCUUUCCAACUGAGCUGUGCUCCUUACCGCUGCAAGUUCUGAACUUGAGUAACAAUAAGCUUAGCACACUCCCAGUAGAAAUUGGGCUUUUAACAUUAUUACAAGAUUUGGUGAGUUAUACUCCAUUCCUUCAAACAUGAAAAAAAAGUUUAGAUAAAAUAAAUCAAUAUUACCUUGCAAAAGUACUGCUGAAGAGGUUUGUGUGAAUGGUCACACCACAGGAUUUAGUCCAUGGAAUUACAGCACAUUUCUCCAUCAUUAAAAGUUAAAAAGAGCAUAAAACUUAUGUCUACAUUAUGGAAUCUCUACAUUGAACUUGCUUUUGCACUGUUUGGGUUUUCCCAUGAAUCGUAAACAACUAAGAGCACCUGAGAUAUUUUUUGCAUAUGGAUUGUGUAGUUACCAACAUAGCAGAGUCAAAAGAUCGUGAUAUACCAGCAGACACUAAAAACAACAGACUAGUAAUUACUGUUACUACUUGCAGUAAUAGUUUUCUGACAAAUCAUUGCAUGUUUUUUGUAACGCAACAACAUUCCAGAAAUAUUUAAUUGUAGAGUUCGCAGCUCUCUGAGUUUCACAGUAAUAAUUUGAUAUUCUUUUGUUUUGGCUUAUUAUUUCUACACAGGAUUUAAGUUCAAAUGAAUUAGUCCACUUGCCCAAUAGCAUGGGAGAGAUGAUAUCUCUAAAGGAUUUGAACCUACGGAGGAAUCGCUUAGAAGUUUUACCUGAUGGUAAGAUAACUAUCACUUACUUGUUUUUAUUUUUUUUUUCAUUAGCUGUUAUUCGAAAUGAUGUUAUGAAGAAGCUAAGCUAGUCAAACUUUUAUUGAUUUUUACCUUCUUUUCUCAUACCUCCCAAUAAGUUUGUCCAUACCGUAAGAAAAUUAUAUGUCAUUGUCACCCCAUCGUCUUCUUGAUUUUAUUCUGGAUCCUGUGCUUAAACAUCAAUGAAAAGUGGUCUUUGUGUUAGUUACAAAUCAGGGUUGUCAGAAACUUUUGAAGGAGAUGGCUGAGUUGUCAAAGUAAGCGGCCAGUCCAGGGGUAUUUUAUUUAAAAAAAAAACACCAUCAGGGAUAUUUUGUUUUAAAAAAACACCAUCUGUAAAGAAAUGCCAAGCAGACUAGCUGACUGUAAAUUAACCAAGUAGGCGGCGAUUUUCGCUGGCAGCCGGCUUCUUUUGACAACCCUGUAAAUGCGUUGUUUUUCCUUUUUUAUUUUGCAGAACUUAGUAAAUUAAAAUUGGUUAGGUUAGAUUUUUCAUAUAACAAAGUGUCAGUAAUUCCGCCUGCAUACCGGCUUAUCACCAGUCUUUCUGUGUUGGAGCUGGCUCACAAUCCUCUGACCUCCCCUCCUGCCCAGGUAGGUGAUCCUCAAACCGUUGCCUUUAAAAUGGAUCGCAAUUGCGGUUUUUGAAAACUAGUAUUUCAAAGUUCAUUAUUUUUGUUUGUAACAUUUGAUGUGGGCUUUGAGAGAGAGAUUUGUUUGAUAUGAAGCUGUGAUUUUGUCAUUUACAAUGUUAAAACAAUGAGCUACAAUGUAGAUAGCUGUGACAGCCCCUUAAGAUGAAGUAAUCUUGACUCAAAAAAGCUUGAUCAAACGUGACAGAUUUGUUAUAAAGGCAAAGCUUACUGUAGUCAGGUGUAAAAAUUAGAUUGGUUUGAAAUAUUUUAAAACCUCUUAAAAGUUUCACCAAACCAGAAACAGUUGAGCUGGGCUGUGGUGUAGCGGAUGUAAGACAAAAGAUUGGAAAGACACCACACCACAACACAACACUGACAAGAGCUAACCUUCAAUGGUUAUUGCAACACCUUUUUUUCUAAACACUUAUUAUUUAUAGUUUCUGACAUCACGGAGGCAAUGUCGCAGAGCAAUUAAAGUGCUGGAGUUAAAAUCCAGAGGCCCUGAAUUCAACUACCCCAUAUAUGCUAGCUGGAUUUCUUUCUAACAGUCCUGGAUUCAACUCUUACACUUGUUGGCCAUGCUUGUAAAUAGCCAAGUGGUUGGCCUGCUACCAGUGGGGAUUCUUAACCCUAUUAUUAUUAAUAACAUUUUUUGAACUAGUUGUUUCAUUAUCCCUGAAAGCCCUUAAAGGGACAGGAUAUAUAUUUAUUUAUUUAUUGUUUAAUUAAUUGUAAGCAGUUGACCUGGUUACAGUAACUGCACAGUGAAUCCUCAAUAAAUACUUUCUGUCUUUUGACCUUUUACUACUUCAGGUUUGCACGAAAGGGAGGUUACAUAUUUUCAAAUACCUUAGUGCAUCUGCACAUGAACAAGAAAAGGUGAGUCCCUGUACCACUACCUGAUGAAAUACCUGUAGGUUGUGUCGGCUCACCUCAUUUUUGUAAGUUACAAUAAAUCCUCUAUUAAGCCCCAUGGGGAUGGCAUUUCAAGCCUAUUUGGGGUGAGGGGGAGGGGGCUUAUGUAAUUUAAAAACGACGAUGGUAUCAGUUCUCAAUAAAGAACUAGAAUACAAAGUGGAAAAGCUCAAGAACAAGUUUAGGUCAUGCAGUUUAGGAUCAGAAUCAAAUCCGAACUUCCAGAUGGUAAAUAAACUAUCCCGGAUCAGUUCGCACAAAGUUUUACAGUCGUGAUUGAUUAAUACAGUCUUUCAUUUAUUAAUGAAGAAUAAUUAGGGGAGGGGAGGGGGAUAAUAGAAAGGGGGGGCUUAUUAACUUUCUUCCCUUAAAGGGGGGGGGCUUACUAGAGGGAGGGGGCUUAUUUGAGAUGGGGGCUAAAGAGAGGAUUUAUGGUACUUAUGUUAUUUGAGCCAAAAGCCCAGUGUUAUUUUUGUCUUAAUUGAAUUCAUAAUCAGUGAUUGCCUUAUUUCUAAGGCUACCUUCACAUCACGCCAAAUGAAUUUUUGACCGGCUGAAAAAUUUGACCAGCUGCUUUGUUUACACUGGACCGUUCAAUACUUUCACUCUGUUCACCCGGCACUUUAAAUGUCUAGACAUCUAAAUUUUCUCACGGUUAAGGUGGUUCCAUGUAAAAACAAAUCACCUAAAUGCAUGAAUUUUCAACCGAAAUGUCCAGUGCAGUUUGAACAUAGUUUAUUAAGUACUUUGUUCCAUGUGACAAUUUAACAAUAACAUUAUUUAUGACACAAAAAUAUUAAACCUUCUCCAUCUGCCACGACUAUAGUACUGAUUGCCCUGUUGAGGAUAUUUGUAUUGGUGUUGAAGAGAACUUUGUACAAUCCCUACCCUAACAGUGCCGAAUUCUCUGUAAUGCAGUCUUCUUGUCGGUAAAAUCCAGUCUCAGGUUAAACCAGAAUUUUCCUUGUCUCUCAAAAUUAUAAUAGGACCAGGAACCCCUUUCCCAAAAGGCCAGGUAACUUUUUGGGCCAAAGGCAAAUUUUAAAAUCUAAACCUGUCAAAUAGUUGUACAGUUUUUAGCUCACAAACCCGUCAAUUUUGCUUUUCAUCGUACCAUUUUCAACAUUAUUGAAACUUUUCUUGAGUGCAAACACAGCAAACAUAAAACAGCUUUCUGUGCCCGAAAAGUUGAGGGACAUUUUGAAAAACAGCCCCAUGGAAAGAAAAGAAAUUCAGAACCAAACUAGGUUGAUUACUGGUUUAAUCUGAGAAUGAUUCGUACCUAGACUGGAUGCACCUGCUUUCCUUGGUUCUGGCCAUUUGGUGCCUGCAGUCGGUCAGGAGGUUUGAUAUUAGAUUCCUGUUGAUAAUCUUUCAACCUUUUUUUUCUCCUUGUAGAGAAGAAAUUUUGACAGAAAUCUUAGAAAAUAUCCUAUGGCAAGAUCUUCAAGGUCUGUGUUAAUUCUGUUUUCACUUGAGCAUGUCAGUCUUCCAACCUAAUUUCCCUUUUGAGCACUUUUUUUAAUAAAGCUGUACAGGUUAUCAUAAAGGGCCGUAAACUUAUACAUUUUACUUUUAUUAUUUAGUGUAAUUGUGGCUAGAAAUAGUCUUAUUGUGUUUCAACAUGUGAAACCUAUGACAAGGCGUGCAUGUAUACUAGGGAAGAGUUUCGUCAAGUUUUCAUCGUUGGUGAUGUGAACUUCAAGCCGUGAAGUUCAAAACUCAUUUUGUUGAUUAUCAGCCUAAGAACAUGUUGGUGUUCGUCCCAGUUUAAUAGAUCAAUGUUUAUCUGACAGCUCUAGUCAUCCUGUUUCUUGGCUAUUCUUUGUUUUUGUAUUUCAUCAUACUGCUUUGGCCUUUAUUUUACAGUGAUGAUAUUCAGGAAAAUCACAGAGUCAGAAAAUCACUCUCUUUGGAUUUAGCUCGGAAUGCUUCUCAACGGGAGGUGAGUGCUCAUGGCCUUUAUACUGCAAGCAUUCAGAUCAAUUUUAAAGCUGAAGUGCUCACAUGAUAAAAUAGAGAUCCUAUUAUCUUGAGAGCCACAGACUGACAUCAACUUAACGUUAACAAACUAUUCUUUAGAGGGGUCUGGUCAGCUGUCAGCAGUUAUUUGUAUCUGGAGCUAGUCUGCCUCAGGAUCAAAUGACCUUGCAGAAUCUCUAGCUCUAAUUUCAUUGGAGGCAACUAUUGUAAUAUUAUUAUUUGUACUAAUCCUACUCACUGUGCUUUUUCUGUACGAGUAAUUCAGAUCCUGUUUAGGACAACAAACCCUGGCCUGUCCAGGAGCACAUCUCAGACUGUGUCUACCAAAUAAGUAAUUUCCCUCCUGAAAGAUUGUUGUUUGGUCUUCUUACCCUGUUUCUUCUUCACUAGUCAUUUGAAAAAGAUGGUUAUCGAUCAAGUUCACUGCGAGACAGAGAGAGAAACAGACCUCCAAUGUCCAAUGUGUUUGAAACAGAAGAAAAAAGACGUGAAAUUCAGAAGGAGAUCGAAAGAGCUCAGCAACUGCUCUCUGAUGCCCAUGAGAUUGGAGAGGUGGGGGAGGUACCAUCAAGGCCAGAUGAAGAGUUUAAUGAAGGAGAGGAACUUGAAAAGGUUUGUUUUAUUUUUCAUUUGAUUUUAGCCUGCCUGGGUAGCCAUUGGAGCAUGGCAGGCACCAGUUAGUUCUUUCGGUUAGUUUGUAGAGCAUGCGAGCUAAAUAAUGUAACUUUCUCCACUGGUUUUGCUAAUUGGAGUAGUUAACCUCACCAACUAUGAAAUGUUGUGUUUCAAUACAAGAACAAUCUGUUUUGUUGAGCAGUCUGGUUGACACAUGUUUGGUUUCUCACAGUAUUCACUCUAGUUGCACACCAAAAAUGUUUUAUAAAACUUGGUCAACUUUGGAGGUGGAGUGCUCUAGAGGUGCUUUGCACUCUGUUUCAGGAGGUUCUGGUUCAGGUUCAGGCCAUGUAAUGGUCAUUGUGCUGUUUUCUUGGGCAAGACACUUUCAGUUUCACAGUAUAUCACCUCACCCAAUUUUAUAAAUGUGUACCAGUAAAUUUAAUGCUGGGGGUAGCCCUGCAGUGGCUUGGUAUCCCCUCCAGGGAGGAAUUUAUAUCCGUAAUCACUCUUCUUUCACAGAAACCAGGUUAAGCUCUGAGCUGUAACCUCACCUUACCUUACCAGUAAAAUAAACAUAUAGAUUUGUGACCUUUUCCUUCUGGAAUCAACCACUUCUCCUAAACUAUAAAAUCAGUUUUCCUUUUCUCAUUUGUUCUAUUCAUUUGGAAUGUUGACAGAAUACCUGGGUAGGCCAGCAAUAAGAAUACCACCCUAAGGAAGGUACAUAACAACUACCACACAGUACAUUUUUAUUUGGUUCAGUGACAAAGUCAUUUAUUAGUCUAUUAUUCGACCAAGUAUGGGCCUUGAAUUGCCCUUUUUUCUCACUUUGGUACAUGGAGGAGGGGAUAGCUUUCAUGAGAAGAGCAUGUUUGUUGUUUUAUGAAACUCUCACAGACAGCAACUCGCCUGACUUUAAGUUUGUGUACUGUAGCUAUGUUUUUUAUUUCUUUAAACAUGAACUUUUGCUCUGUAUAAAAAAAGUAAUGUGAAAGUGGAAGAAUAUUUAUUAUUAGUUCAUUGUGUACAUGUAAGAACCAGUAUACUUUGUGCCUUAACAUUUCCUAUCUGACACUGUAGUCAGAUUCUGUACUUUUGUUGGCAGCCAUUAACAAUACCAUUUUAGUAAGCAGUAUUUCACAGAACCUGAUGCAAGCACAAUGAAAAUGCAGCUGCAUCAGAGAAACUAGAAAAAAAUAAAAGUGACAGCCAGAGUUUUUCAGCUAAAAUAAUGAUUACAAUAAAUUAAGGAUUAACUUAACCCCUUAAAGGGCAGAAUAAUCAGUGCAUAUGAUGUCAUGGAACUGCUUUUAAGGCAGCUUGUAGUCUAGUUUCAUUUGAGGUUGUUUGUGAGUGUGUUUCAUUUUUUCGUUCAGUCAUCUUCGAUAUUUCACUUGAAUUUGCCUUUUUAUUUGGAGCUUUUAACUUAAAUGUCGGGAAGAGCAUGGUGUAGGUGUGUAAAUCUUUACAUUUUAGCCUCAAACUGAGUCAUUUUACAAAAUCACUAAAACAUUUAGAGAGGGAUUACGCAUGGCAGGAAGACAGACAGGAUUUUACACAAUGUUUUCAAUGAAAGUGAUGUCUCUGACUCUCUGAGGGUGAUUUUGGCAAUGAUGCAAGCAAUAAUAUAUGUUUAAACUUAGCAUGUACUCUGGUAGAACAUUAAUUAUUUUAAUUAGCUUUCAAAUGGUAUAUGGCAAACCAUAUUUAGUUACAAUCUUGGAUUUACAGGUAGAUGAUUUUUUGUAACAAUGACCUCAAAAUUGUUAUUUUUAUUCAGUGGGUCCUGUCAGAUUAAGUGUUAAAUAGUCUUGCACUGACCAUUAGCUGAAGUUUUCCUAGCCUUGCACAUAAAUAGCGAACUAUUUACCUCCUGUCACUUGGGGUUGUUUGUCAUGUUAUGUCUUAUUUAGAUUUUUUGUUUGUGAUUAUUUGUGUGGAGUGCCUGCAAACUAGCUGGAAAAGUUAAGUGCUCUUCAACCAUGAACAAAAAUUAACAUUUACUUUUAUAAAAGGACAUAAUAUAAAAUUACUCCUAAUGAAGAAGUGAAUCUUGUUUGUUAAUUGAUCAAUAAGGUCAAUAACCAGAGCCUAGUACCAUCAACUGACUUGAUACAACUCACUUUGACUCCAAAGAUGAUUACCUUACAGGUUGUCAAAACGUCAGUCACUGUCAACAACAGUCCUAUUCAGGACUAUGUUCAUGUUGAAGAUCAUGCUCAACCUUCUUAGGAAAACAGUACUGCUUUUCACUUCUAUCAGCAUGUACAAUGCAACCCUUAGCUGAGUGUGUCAAACAAGGCAUUGUGUUAUGUAAAUCUCUUAUUCAAUUGCAGCUCUUCUUAAUAAGUCAACUUUUUAAAUAGUACGGCUGUAUGCCUAUUAGAUUAGUUUUCUUGGUAUGGAAAGCUAUCAAGAUUAUUGCUUGUCAGAUGUAUCCCUUUUUAAGACAAAGCUCUUGUAACUCUUGAUAAUAAUGAUUAACUAAAAGUGUAAAUAUUUUUUUCUUUGAUAAACGUUUAACUCUUAAAAUAAUUUUUUAAUAUUUUUAUUGGUUAAUAGUCACACAUGCUUGCCCUCUAAAUAAUUCUGUCCUUGAAGCAAGGUGAUUCAGAUUAACUUAAAAUAAAAUUCAUCCAGCUAAGUCCUAACCAGAUUAACCUUUGUUGAGUAAAAUUAAAAUUGGCAAAUUUAAAAGAAGAAAGGUGUCAAAGGCUUAAGUUUCUGUGUGGCCAUUAACAUUGCAUUACUUUUUGGAACUAAGUUGGGACAUGUCAGUACUUAAUUCCAGGAAGUAAUUCCUAAAUGAUUGGCUUGCACAGUAACUUUUGCCUCUCCUUUUGUUGCAGAUAAAUGCUCAACCUCUUCUGCAGCAUUCUGUUUGGAAAAACGUCUUCAGCAAAAGUGCUUGGCCCUUUGUAGCUGUUCUGUUGUAUGCAAUCCUCAAUCCUGGGACAGUUUUCCUGUCCUUACUUGUAGCUGUGAUCUGCAUAUUUGUUGUCUGGCUUUUCAAUGAAGAAAAACACAGGAACUUGAGACAAAUUUCCAAUCGAUCCACUGAUAAGUCCUCCCAUUAUAAAUCACCUCUGGUGAAGCCAUUUGCAAGAUAGAUAUUGUUGAAACUGCCACCUCUAAAUAAUGUUUAUGUGAAUAUUUUGUGAGUACUGGUAGUUUAAUUUAAAGUUGUCGUGUUUCAGAAAAUAACCAUAACUUGUUCCUCCUUGCCACCAUCCUGCAUGGAAAUUCCAGUUUAGCCUCAAGAACUCCCUUUUUGUAUGUUUUUUUACUCCUAAUCUUUCAGUGCCUCUCUAUGGAGUGAGGAGAUAGUGGCUGUUUCCUGAAAAUUGUAGACAAAAUAUGCCAAGAUAUUCUUCGUAAGAAGAGUGCUUUCAGCUUCUGUUUCAUUCCCUAAAGUUCCAAAAGUAAACUUUAAUAGCCCCCAUUUUCCCGCUAAUGCCAUUUUGUGCUGGAAAUUCUGAGAUUUAAUUAACUGCUGGUCCAAAGUGUCCCACAACUACAUGUAAUAUAUAAGCAUUAAACUUUAUUUAUUUUUAUUUAUAGUAACAUUAAAAGAUGAACUAUAUCUAAUAUUAGGAUUAUUAAUGUUACCUUUUACUACUACUUUUGAGUAUGUAUCUUGGACAAAUAGUGUCCAAGGUAAAAAAGGUUUGUGUCAGAUAUGGACAGCAGUGCCGUUAACUUAAGAGUAUAUUAUAAUAUAUAAGAGAAAAUUUAAGUUAAAAAGAAAGUAAUAACUUAUUACCUUGUAUUCCUCUUUAAACCAUAUUAAAUUACAUUCCUCUUAAAAAAAAUACUUAAUGUGUAUCACAGGAGCUUUGUAUGGAAUUUUUUCUGAGAUUUUUACUUGCAUUAAUCCAAUGUCUUGAAAAUUAGGCAGGAAAAACAAUAAUGCUUAAAGUAUUUUGUACUCUAAUGUUGGUAACAAAAAAGGAGCAUAUUGGUGCCAUUAGUAUUUAAAAAGUUUGGGAAAUAUAUUGACAGCAGUGAUGGGCUUUUUGGGCUAACAUGUUUGGAUUUCCAUACAAGUUACACAAAAAAACACUUGUAUGACAGAAAAACAAAUAUUUCCUGGAGCCAGUGAAUUAAAAAUGUAACCAAGGUCUAUGCAUUUUGAUGGCUAUAUUUAAGAAGAUUUCAUAGAUCGUUUUCUGUACUGUGUUAAAACUACACUUGUAGUGGUAAUAACUUUUAGUACCUUGAUUUAAUAAAUAUUAUUUUUGAGUUAUUGAGUAGAUAAAACUUAAAUUACCAAUAGCAAAAACACCAUAUUUCUUCUCGUGGUGUGAAAACCCAGUUACUGUAAAUGCUCAAAUUAGCACCCAGCUUCAAAUACAUGCCUUCGUUAAGUUAAUACCCCCACCAAUCCUACAACUAUGAAAUAAGUUCUCCAUUCUAAUACUCCCUUUUCCCAAGAAAAAAUGAAUUAAGGUACCACAUAUACAGUAUUUUAACCUCUUUGACAACAAUGGGUGAGGAUGGCAAUACAUAAAUUAGAGUGUCCCCUUUCAAAUUAACACCCCUUGCAUACCAGGUGAUUUAAGACAUGCUAGUGCUGGUUGUUAAUUCAAGCAUUUACAAAAGAUAUUGUAGAGAAUAAAUCUUAAAAUUCUACCACUCACAUUAGCCCUGCUCUCUUUUACUUAAGAAGAUUGAUGGACUCAGACGAAACAUUAUUUUGAAUUGGACUCAAGAACUUAGAUCAUUCUGAGUUAGAGGGUUUUGUGAAUAUACUACUUUGCUAAAAGAGUCAUGCAGAAGUGUGUAAGCAGUGCUUGUGUUAAAGGGUUUACUUGAUACUUUUUCCGAAAGGUUGCACCAUUAAUUUUGUUUCAGCAUGUUAAUACAUGUAUAAGUUAUUAGCGUUGAGUUAAGUUAUGAAGUAAGUUAUUAGUAUUGCUAUCAUAAGCAAUUGUAUUUAUAGAAGGUUUAGUAUGUUUUGUCCAAGUCUUAUUCAAAUUAGUGUUUAUUGUUAUGCUAGAUUUAUCUAACUCAUUAACAAAAGUGAAUUAAUUAUUCAAAACUCUGUUUUAAAAGAAUACCCCUAUUUUUGCUUUUUCAUGAUUCAGAGGUACAACAGAAUUUAAUGUACUAUUUACUAUUAAAGUAAGUUAUAAAAGUAUUCCAUCCGACUUAAAUGUGUUGUUAUUUGAGGAGUUUGAUGGAACAGUCCAUGUUUACUGUUUUGCUCUUUAUUGUUGUUGAAAAGUUUGUUCCUAGAAUCACAGAUUAGACUGCCUGAAGUCUGUUUCCUCGGUCUUCUACUUUUGGUUUUCGUUUCUAAAGAAAAUAACUAAAUGAACUAUACAGGACCAAGUUUCUCCUCGGCCGAAGAAGAGGGGAUUAAUACAGUCGUUUAGUACACUGCCAUCUGUGCAGGAGGUUCCAAGUUUGAUUACCAUGUGGGACCUCAAAUCCUUGUUUUGACUUCUUCCCUUUCAGUGUACCUGUAAGUAGCUUUGAACACCCGUCAAACAGCACUGAAAGAAAGGGGGAGGGGGGGUUGAAUGAGCCCAUUGGUGACCUCAGGUUGGUCAGUCUAACAUGUACUGUUAUAAGUUAUCAACUUAAAAUAAGGACCUUUACGUUGACCUUUAGGUCUCUGCUCCCCUGUUUCCUUCCUCAGUACUGGACUUCGUGCUGUAUGUCCUCUGUUAAAGCCACACCUUUGAAUAGAUAUUUCCCUGGUGCAUUUUACCUUAGGGAGCACAUACAAUAAAACAAGGUAGAGACUCGGGUCACCAGUUUAGGAAAAUAAUAUCCAUGUACCGGUAUUUUGUCAACCCAAACCUUAAGUUGGUACCUUCUUGCCUCAGCUUGUUGUGGCCACCACUGCCAAGCGGAUGUUUUGCUUAAUAUUAUAAGGCAGUUAUGUUUUACAGUCUAGGCAGGUCAAACGUACCCCCCAAGAUUGCAUUUAUGAAUCGAUUAUAUCAAAAAUGAAUCCAUUACAUGUAGUUGUCGCCGCAACUAGUCUCAAAUUCAAAUCUUUAUUCCUGCAUGUGUAAUAAGCAGUGAAUUUUUUGUGAUAACUCCUCUGUAUUCGGUCAGAUUGAAAAAUCUUUGAAUGGAUAAAAUUGUUUUGCUGACAUUUGCAUCACAUUCUAGAAAACUGAGCGGGCAAAAAUUUUGUGACUACCUCGGGUGUGAAGUCACUGUUCAUUACAUAUGCAGGAGUGCAGAUCUACAAUUACUGACAGAUUCAACCUUCGAAUAAUAAAUUAAUUAAUGCAAUCUUGGGGGGGUACACUUGACCUGCCCUGACUGUUAAGUAGUGUAAGUAAUGUCCCUGAUUCUGUGUGAUAAAGGUACCUUGACAAAUGCUGGAUGGAUAACAUGUUCAUUUUUUUUGUUUUCUGUACAUUAUUGUAAAAAAUUGCUGAACAAUUUUAAAAAAAUGAUCCUUCUCAGCAUUUAGAGAACUCAUUACAGUCUACUGUCUCUUGACGGACACCUCUAUAGGACAGACACUUUUGUAAAAUGGACACCUAGAGUUGGUCCCUGGCUUUCUUUACUCCCUUUUAUUUUGACUCUCUACAAGACGCAUUUCUCUCUUAGAUGGACACUUAGUGUCGGUUCCAAAGGUGGCUGUCUUGAAAGAGAGUUGACUGUAAGAGUACAAGAAAGAGUUAAGAAGUUUUUACUUUGCUUUACCAGCUUUUCUGGGCACAGGCCUGCCCAGAGGGAAUGUGCACAAACUGGACUCAGGUCCCAUGCAAGGUGCCAUCCCUACCCAAUCCCACAACCCAUAAAGGUUGACCACACCACUGGGGUCUACAACCCCUACUCUUUUUGAAUAGUGAUGUGGGUUUUUUUACAUCCCACAAGAACAAAUCAGUGAAAGUGUUGUGAGUGUUGGUCCAGCUGGGGUUUGAACCCGUGACCUCCUGCUCGACAGACUGGGAGUUUGAAAAUUUAUGAAGCCCCCAAACUUCAAAAAGCAUCUCCCCCCCAUAAUAGGUUUUCAGUCCAGAAGGACUUAAAAGACUUAAAUAGCAGAAAUAAAAUAAAUGGUAGCCCUGCUGAAUAUUGCAGCUGACUGUCUGUUCAGAGCUGACAGAUGAUGAUAUUGAUAUUAAUUCUUUAUAUUUGAUAAUUUUUUAAAACAGGAGUUCUUACAAAUCGAAGCUGAACAGCGUAGGAAGAGGGAAGAGGAGGAGAGACAGGUCGAGGAACGAAGAAGUGCUGCAAGAAAAUUGCAGUCACAACAUGAAGAGUUACAACAACAGAGGCAAGCAGAAAUAAGAAGGAAAAUGGAAGCUAAGAAUGGCCCUCCUGAACCAAGGUAACGUUGUUAUCUUUGAACGUUUCAUCCAGUUUUUCUUAAAAACCUUUUCAUUGUUUGUUAACAAGAACUAUAUAGGACAUAUUAGACCUUUAUAGACCUUGCCGUAGCCUUAGAUCAGGAAACAUGCAGCCCCAGCUUUGAAAUGCCCUUCCAUGGAAGCUUGGAGUGUGUAAUUCUGUAGGUAGUUUUAAAAAAGUCCUGAAGACGUUUCUUUUCAAAAAGGCUUCUUGUUGAGUAAAACUAAGGCAAACCUUUUUAUGAACAUAUAUUAGAGACUGGUCCCAAGAUUUUGAGAUUUUAUUUUAAGUUAUAUUUUAUUUGUUUAAGGCAGUUUUCAAUCUCUUUAUUAAUGUGAAGUGCUUGUGGACGCUUAAGGAAUAAGCGCUAUGUAAAUAAAUUGUUAUUAUUAUUAUUAUUAUUAUUGUUAUUAUUACAUACAGUAAAAACCUGUGCCUAAGAACCUGUCAGGCUAAAAUGUGCCAGUUACGCCCCAUCCAUACAAUAACCUGUUUAGCCUAAAAUUUGAACCAAGUUCUUAUUUCUAAAAUCUCUGAGAAAAUUCUGAACACUUCGGCAAGGAUUCAUGUGGUCAUUGUUUUCAGUCUUUCUUGUCAUAGUCAUUUCUACAUAAAUACUAAUUUGAUAUGCAGACUUGUUUACCUGGGUUUUUAUAACAAGAACCACAACAACGAUAGUGGUAAUCUUGAUUGUACUAGCAGUGAUAAAUAAGUAUUCAGUACAACAGGGAUUUUAGAAAUGAUUCUAAUCAAUUCCCUUUGAUUUUAAUUCAAUAUUUGUAGGAAAGGAUUUGGUGGUGGAGAUAGUGGGAAGCCUCCAGUUCCACCAAAUCGCCCAACGUAUAAAGUACUAAACAGGACUGGCUCAGCCAAGGAACCAACGUAAGAAAGUCAAACUUUUCAUUAGGAAAGUGACUCCAUGAUGUAGGCUCUUGUUUUUUGUGUGAAGCUUUUAACCUUUAAGGCCUCUGUGUGAAAAUUCGAAUGAAACCAUUUUGGGAGUACCUUCACAUGGUACCGUUAGUUUUAUGAAUUUAACAUGAACAAAGUUUUGAAGCUUGAAGCUAAAAUUUAAGGGCUUCAAUAUGGAGACCCUUGUCACCUUCCAGUGUGAUUGUAAGUUGAGAUAAAAACAAAAUUCUUGUUGUCUUUUUAGUUCUCCUGCUAUGGAAUCUCCAGAUGUAGCUUGGAACAGGCAGGUGAGUAUUUUUUUUUUCUUUCACCAGUUUACUUGGCUUUUCUGUUACGUUUGGUCUGUCAACUUUUUGUUGGGUGAAAUCAUGAGUAGGGCAGGGUUGGUUCUUAUUCUUUCUUGGAUAUUUGUUAAACCUAUUCAGUUAUAUUUUACAUCUUUAUGUCAUUUUAUCCACUGUAUUUUUGUAGGCUGAGAAAACAGCCAACACCCUAGCCAAACUUCCCUUUAAUUAAGUGCCUCCCACGAGCAGUAAGAACAACUGAAAUCAGAAGAUCAAAGGUAACAGGGAGAGGGCAUGAUAUUAGGCUUCAUCAUUAUGUAGUGAUGAGCAAAACACAUACAAUCCUACUAACAACAACAUGAAGAAAACAUGAACGGAUGUUGAAUUAUUUGAAACAAGGCUGGUUUCCCCGCAAAAUGACGUCUGACGAACGAGUGCAGAAAUUCCAUACUGAUGACGUGUCAUUACCUCAUAUCUGGGUAGUGCUUCUGAUUGGUUGAAAAUUUGCUUCAUCCACUCAGAAACACUACCCAGAUCUGACGCGUCACCAGUAUGGAAUUUCAGCGUUUGUUUCUCAGACGUCAUCUCAUGGUGAUACCACUGGUGGCGUAGUGAAAUGUCAGCUGUUUUCUCAAGCUAGUAUUUUUGCACAGGAAGAGGAACUGCGUGCAAGGAAGAGAGAAGCCCUAAUGCAGCAAAGCAGGAGAGAAGCUCAGCUAUCUAGACUUAGAUUUGAGGAACAACGCCUCAAGGUAAGGCAGGCAUGCUGAAAACAUAUCUCCCUUAAAAUCUUAUAUAUAUCCUCUUGUAAGCUCCCCUGGUGGGAUGGGGUCUGCAUGGUUUGGGGGGGCGGGGGCUAGGGGGGUCUUAUUUAUUUGAAGCAAGUUUAGGGAGAGAGGUCUUAUUUGAGAGGGGGCACUUAUUUAAUUUAACAAAAUGCGUUGCCAAAAACAAAAAAAGAGGAAGAAACAGACUAGAGUUAUGGUACCCUACUUCCUGUUUUGGAAUGGGAAGCAAGGGAAAAAAAACAACAAUAGCAACAAACAACAAACAACCUGAAGAUGGUUUGAAUUCUCCAUAAAGAACAAUAACGCAAAGUGGAAAAUUUCUAAAUUGGUUGUGAAGAACAAGGGGGGAGGGGAGAGGGCUUAAUAACGUUGUUCCUCUAAAAUACACAGUAUUUCAGUGUUGGUAAGGGCGGUGCUGGUCUUAUCGACACAGCCUGAGGCUUCUGUUUCUCACCUCUCCCACAUUUUAACAUUUUUAGCCUGAAAAAAGAUAACAAUUAAUUUUUAAAAAAUAUAAAUGUCUUCUUUAUUUCGACUUGUAGGGUGUUCCUUUUGUAAACUGCAUUAGAUAUAAAGCGCCUUUUUAUCCCGACCACAUUAUGUGGGCGCAAACUUAACAAUACGUGUGAUUCGCUAAACUUAUUAGUUUGACCGCAAUUUCAUGGCCCAGUGGUGGUCGUAUUUUAAUGGUUAUUUUAGUUGUAUCAAACAAGGACAACUAAACUUUGCAGCCAAGAGGGCCAUGUCUUAAAGCUUUGUAAGGCCAAACGUUCUUUCGUUUUGUUUAUUUGUUUGUUUUUUGUGCACCAUUUUUCGUAGAUGUCUGAAAUUAUCAUGAGCAUUUCACCAACUUUUUCCAAUAAUUUAUUACCUAUUUUGGUAUGUUUUCCUUGUAGCACGCGACCAAUGUUCGAGAUACACCAACUAAAUUGGUAGGUUACCUCUUAUUAGGUUCUAUAAUUAUUAUCAUUUCUUGUGAGCCCAGUGAAAUCUCUGAUUUCAUUUAUCACGGUCACGAACAGGCCAUACACAUGUGGGUGAAUUAAUCCUUUUUUUUUUUUGGUCAUGGGAAAAUUUCAGUGUGCAAUCUAGGCUGCAAGCAAGCUCUCCAAUUAGGGAGGGAAGCGAACCGCGAGAGGACGCGCGCGUGAGCGGCGUCCCCUUUUGCGUGCGGCUCUCGCGUGACUCGUCGCCUCUCCCCCAAUAUGGAGAGCUUGCUCGUAGCUAGACUUUCUCAAAGUCCUUCGUUUCUCAUUUCCGGUUCCGGUAGUUGGCCCCAGCGCGAAGGACUUUUAUCUCUCACGUUCGCUUUUGCCGCAGAAAACAUAAAAAUUCUACCGCUCGCGCUUUGCGCUCGUGAAAAAAUUUCAGCUCGACUUGUUGGCAAGUCUAGGUCGUAGCCUAUGUGCAAUCCUUUACUUGACAGCAGCAAAAUAUCCAGAGACUGAUCAUUUUGCUGUUCUUCCCAGUUUUUCAAAAUAAUAAUUUCUAGUGUUGAAAUGCCUUUUCACUGCAGUACUAGAAAAUUGUGUUUUAGAGGUCUGCUUGUUUCUUCAGCCCAAAAAUGAACAUGAUGAUGAUGUUGGCGUAUGUUAGGUUUUGAUUGUAAAAGAAAAGUAAUUUGACUUGUAUUUACCAUGAGCUUCUCUUCUUAUUUUGCAUUUUGAAGUCACAGUCAAGUUAAUGGUUUUUUCUUUUUAUUUCAGAGGUUUGCUGGAUCUGGAACUGGUGGUACUACAGUUUCUUUUGAAGGCAGGGAGACUUCUCAACCCAAUGCACAGGACAAAGGGGAAUGGGAGGUGAGUUGGAUUUGGUUCGUCUAUAAGUCGUUUCGCCAACGUCCUAAGUCGUUUCGCAUUUGUGUUAGGUUAGUUCCCUUCCUGCUUUCGCCUAAUCAGUGGCUUAAAGAACGAGGUACAUACGUGUAUAUCGGAAUUUUUCGUGUUAUGGCUGAAAGAACGAGGUAUAUACCUGCGUAGUGCUCGUUUCGGUUUUAAGUGUAACGACUUGUGACGUUAGAGAACAGGACGUUGGUGAAACGACCGGUCACUCUAGAGAUAUAAAUCUAAACUGGCUCAUCUUACUCUCAGCUCAGGAACCUAUCUUAACUCAUUAUGUAAGUGUCUGUAGAGAUGGAUGAAAAAUGAUUGUUUACAUCCUGGUUUUAGAACUGCUAGCUUGACAGUUGAUCCAUUUGAAGUGAACACUGAAAUAUACUUGUAAUAUCCUGGCUAAAAACCUACACCCCACCCAGACACCUUCUGCUCUAAGAUCGCCUCGACCGUUUUCUGUAUCACGGUAAUUGUAAUCAUUUUAUGUUGCAGGUAUAUAAUUUUACAGCAGAUAAUGACUGAUUUUGAUUGUUUUAUAUUUCAGGAGUCAGUGUUCGCAAACAUUCAGACGCGAAAACCGGCCUCUCAAGUUCGUUCCCGUAAGUAGUUGUUUAAACCACGGGCUCAAUGGACCAGCUCACCCACGCACUGCAGUGACUUCCGCUAAACUGUAAUGCAGUUUGCAGUUACUGUCGUACGAGGGUAAGAAGAAGGGAAGCUUACCACAGACUUGCAAUUUUGAGGACUGCGUUUCAAUUUCCUGCCCUGACCACUUGCUCUGGCUGUUUCUUGGUCGUUCUGUGUUCAACUCCUCGGCCAGGCUUGUAAAUAGCCAACUAGUUUGCCUCCUUCCAGAUGGGAUUCUUUACCUUGUCAUGAAGUUACCGUAAAAUUCCGAAAAUAAGCCCCUCCAUGUAUAAGCCCCUCCAAAUAUAAGCCCCCCAAACCGGUAACGCAAAAAACCCUCCGUUAAAUCGUCCCUCCAAAUAUAAGCCCCCCAGGGGCUUGUACUUGGAAAAUUGCCCUCAAAUACAAAGUAGAACAAAGAAAAAAUGGUAAAUUUACUUCCAACUAUAAGGCUAGCUCUAUCGAGUUUGAAACGCAAAUUUCCCUCCGUAGAUAAGCCCCUCCGAAUAUAAGCCCCUCCAAAAAUAAGCCCCUCAAAAAGGGCCUUUGAAAAAUAUAAGCCCCAGGGCUUAUUUUCGGAAUUUUACGGUAUACAUGUGAAGUAUUAGUUUCAGUUUCACGGCUUCUCUUGCAUUCAUGCUAUAAAAAUUAACACUGAAGAGAGUGAAUAUUGAAAGUAUUUUUUUUUUAAUGUGAUGUUGUUUUGAUUUUCAGUACCAGCGUCUUUCAGAGAUAAGGCCAAUCCAAAUUUUACAAUCAAGCGAAUGUACGACAGUGCUCGAGAAGAAUUUGAACAACUUGAAAGACUACGGGAGGUUAGUUAUGUGGCUGCUUGUUAAAAUCAUAUUGCAGGCAUGGCAUUGUAGUUGUGUGUUGGCCAAUGACGGUCCAAUAUGGCCCCAAUGUCAGCCAUUAAUUGGAAAAACGUAAGUUUGAGACAUGUUUUUAAAGAGAAGAGUUAACAAUUAUGUUGCAAAUUUUUUGUCAUCAUUCGCUUCCUCUUUGUAUGUUAAGGGCAUAGACGAAUUUUUACUUUUUUUGAUUGUUUAAUACACAGAGUAUUGAGAGUCGACUGAAAGUCACCUUACCAGAUGAUUUACUGGCUUCACUUGCUGAUGGUGUAGUACUGUGUCAUCUUAUUAAUAACAUCAGGAAAGGAAUGAUACCUAGCAUUCACAUUCCCUCAGCAGGCGUGGUGAGUGCAAUGGUAACUCAUAUUUGCGAAUGCUCUGGAGACAAAAGACUUUCUCCGAAUUCCAAAAACCGCCAUCUUUCUAAAUGAAAGCGGUCAAGUGUGAAACCUUUCAUUUCUUUGCAUAAGAACAGAAUAAUCCUUUUGAUAUCCAAAGCUUCGUACUUUUCCUCAUUUUAAACAGAGUCUUAUAACAACUCAGAAAUGUUUUCAAGUGUUUAUUUGAAGAAAGGCUGAUUGCUGAUUGUGGCGCUGUGUAUUUUAAAUACACAUGAAUGGUCAUCUUAUUUCUUGUUGCUUUGCAGCCUAAACUAACAAUGCCUAAAUGUCAGAAAAAUGUGGAUUAUUUUCUUGAAGCUUGCAGAAAGCUUGGAGUUACCAAGGUAAACAAAAAUGUCUUUUGAUAGUGUAUAGAAAGCAAGUUUUUAAGAUACAACGGGUUCAGUUAGCCUGUAAUGCAGGUCAGCGCUCAGUGUUGUCGGCAUCUUUUGAUUAUGAAAACGUGAGGAAAUUUAGGGGAGUUGAAAAUAGCAAUCCGCGUGGUAGACCUUAUAAGGAUGACAGAGCGAAUUGAGGGGAGAGGGGUGGAGGAAGAAAAUACGGAUCAAUUUACCUACCCCUCCCCUAACCCAACAUUUUGCCCUAAGUGAGAAGUAAGUGUUAAUGCUGACUUAGGGAGGGGUAGGUAGGCAGUCUUAAAUUGAUCCCCAAAAUACUUCUGUCUCUCUAUUUUGUCUCCAUUACUCCUUGUGGUUUUUGGAGGAGCCGCUAACUUAAGAAUCUGCGCGCCCCAAGAAAGUGCACGUUUUGCAGGCUAAGAUGUGUUGGAACACUAGACUACUUAUUUCUUUGCAAGUUAGUGCUGUUCUGAAUGGAACUGUCGCUACGGUUUAAUGGCAUAAGCAGCUCGUGUAGUAGAGCCAACAUCAUCCCUUCUUCAAUUUGCACUAGAUUCGUGAGACUUAUGGGAACUCGUUUGCAUUUCAUUUUAAAAACUUAUCAAUAAAUUCACCGGGUAAAAACUAUUCAGAUAAAUGUUUUAGUUCCCCUCGCUCCAUUGCACGUAUUCAGCCAAUGUGAGAAGUAUUUUCUGCUAACCCUUAUUUGAAUCAAAUGCGUGAGAUUUUCGUUUUGUCAUGAACGGGAUUUCCGACAACGUCCGAGCGACUCCCGAAAAUUUCCGAAUGUUGUCGGAAAUUUCCCAAGAUGUUCCGUCACCGAAGCUAUUUAAAAUUUCUUACAUAAGGUGAUCCUGUCUUUGUUUUCUUUGUUAGGAUAAGCUCUGUACACCAUCCGACAUUCUGGAGGAGAAAAGUCCGCUUAGAGUUUGCCAGACUGUAGAAUCAUUAUUGGAACAUGCAGAUGGAGGGGUAUAGCAGCAGAAAACCGACGCGGUUGCUGUAAAUCAGAAAUUGUACCGAUCAAAGCUAUCUGGCAACAUAGCCGUAACUUCCAAUAUCUAAGAGCCAGUUUUAUUUAAAAUUAAUGAAAAGGAGCUCGUCAUCACCAGCUUCCUUUAAUUGUCUGAAUAAGAGUACUAGUGAUUGUUACCUUACGUGUAAAAAGUGGUUAUGUUUGUAGAAAAGGAACAAAAUUGAGGUUUUAGGGUUUGUAGAUAUCCCGUUAAGAGUCCUAGGCAGGACUUUUUACGGCUAAUUCUGACACAAAUUUAUUAUUGUAUGUUGUUUCUGCAUGGAUCCACGAGUUCCGUGGAAGGUCCGAGGCUUGCUUUACGCCUUGCAAAGAAAUAAUUUUUGACAAGUUUUUGCUUAUAAAAUAAAUUCGAAAGAAAUUCUUUUUUUUUCUUUUGCAACAGCACAAUACUUACAGUUUUUCUGCGAUCGUAUCUUUUUUGUAGACUUUGUUGAGCGCGUCUAUAAAAAUGUUUAAACAAUUCUGAAAAGGAUACUAAAAUUUUUAAUUUUUUAUAAACUAGUUUGUACCGUCUGUAUUGUGAAAUAGCUUCCUCGUUUAUUCAGUUUCAUUCGAACUGAAAAUUCUACAGGUAUUAUCAAAUGCGGAUGUCAUGAUAUUCCAAGAACGUGUUAAAAUCUACUCGGAGUGGUCUGUCGUCCUAAAUCAGUUGAUGGUGGUUAUAAUUACAAUUUCCCCCCGGCCUUGUGUUAAACCUGUUUUAGGUUGCUUUUAAUAGGUUGAAUUUGUUGAUGAAUCCCGUAAAACCUGAAAAUACUAUUAUUUUUCAAUCAAAAUGAGGUUGUUAGGUUACCUUGUAACGAUCCUCGGAUUUUCCAGCUCGGGAUAGAGGGAUAAAUUAAAAAAUUGGUACGACCGAAGGUUCAAAGAAUACUCCUUCAAAAAUUUUUGUCGCGCUUAUUUUGCUUCAUCCCACUUCGUAAUUUUCAGAGAACUAGCCAAAAACGUUUGGAGGGACUUUACAAGACCAAAGUGAGCACGUAGCUGACCAAUGGGCCAUUUGCGGGUGGUCGGUCACGAGCUACAGCCAAUUGGAUCACUAGUCAGUCGGGCUGUGGACCCAAGUCCGGCGCAGGGAACGGUUGUUUCUUGGCGUUGUAAAAACUAUAGUGGGAGCUUUGCAUUGUGGUGUUUUAUUGCUAAGGUUUUUUCAGUUUGUUAUAUUGAGUCGUUCGGUGAUCGCAUUAUACGCCAUACCAAAACGCUGUCAGGAAACGCGCAACGGUACCAAGUUUGAGAAGCGUUUAACCUUUACCGAUGGCGUUGAAACCCGCGCAACCGGUGCCAAAGGCGGUUAAAUUUAAACAGACGACCUUAGCCUGCUUAGUAAGCGUUUCCAACCUUCUCAAGGAACUCGCGCGGAAACGCGUGCUGCUCAGAGCUGAUGACCUGCAUCUUGUGAUGUAAAAUAAGCAACCCACCUUGAAGCAAUCGAUACUCCGCGAAAUAAAAUGUACCGUCUCUGUCAAGUGCGGAAAUAUAGCAUUCAAUGCGGCGAAAGACGCGCAGGCGGAAUUCCACUGUUGAUUUGAAUUUGCUUUUUGGUAAAUUAGAAAAGUAGCGUCAUGUUACUACCCCAGGCAACCAGAAGUUAAUCCAAAAAUGACGCACCUGUUUUCUUGCACUUGGUACCUGCUUGAUUGAUCAAUUUGGUUCGAACUAGUUCAUGGUAGAGUUUUAAAAUUUUUGCUUUCUUGGCCUUCAACUUAAGUAUGACAAAACCGUCUUUUGUAGAAAGAAUGUCAGAUUUUACAACUGUACUCGAGAUAGUUGUAAAAGCAACCAGUGCUAUUGGUAAAUAUUCUUGUAGUUUGAAUUGAAAUACCAAUACAAUAAUUAUUAUUUCUCAGUGAAGUGAGAUGUUUUUCUUGUAAAGUGGUAAUGAUAAUCUUGUCACUAUUUUUAAAAUUUUUCAAAUACAAACCUCACCGAAAACAAUAAAAGUUAU